Cajanus cajan (pigeon pea) is the source of this 2019-nucleotide messenger RNA. RefSeq names its product galactoside 2-alpha-L-fucosyltransferase. The record is from RefSeq and is a predicted model, not a curated record. Gene Ontology annotation, cellular component: membrane; Golgi apparatus. Gene Ontology annotation, biological process: xyloglucan biosynthetic process; cell wall biogenesis. NCBI's taxonomy places the organism in Eukaryota, Viridiplantae, Streptophyta, Magnoliopsida, Fabales, Fabaceae. Gene Ontology annotation, molecular function: galactoside 2-alpha-L-fucosyltransferase activity.
AUAAAAUUUUCAGAAAACGAGUAAAGGGUUGAGUCAAAAUUUGUGGCAUGAAGAGUGGUGUUGUUAAAGAGAUCUCCGUAGCGGUUUAACGACUCUACAGCACCGUGUUUGGUUGGAAGAAAAUUGAAGUGACAGUGACAGUGACAGUGCACAUGAAGAGGCACUGGCGCAAUAGGAGUCACGACGACGGAACCCUCCCAGAUUCCGAUUCCGAUUCCGACACGCGCUCCAACCGGAGAUUCCCCCUCACGCGCCUAAUGGCCCUCUUUCUCUUUUCUCUCUUUCUCUUCUCUCUCACCUUCAUUCUUCCUCACCCUCACAUCCAAUCAUCUCAAACUGCAAAAUCUCUUCUCCAACUCAAGCAAACUCACCAAGGUGACACAUCUGAAUCUGUUGAGUUGUUAAAAGAUAAGCUACUUGGUGGCCUUAUAGCAGAUGGAUUUGAUGAAAAAUCUUGUCGAAGCAGGUAUGAUUCACUUACAUAUGGCAAACGACUAUCAGGAAAUCCUUCUUCUUACCUUGUUUCUAGAUUGAGAAAAUAUGAAGCUCUUCACAAAGAAUGUGGACCUUAUACUGAAUCAUAUAAUAGAACAGUGAGAGAUCUCAGGUCUGGUCAUGUAAGUGAGUCCUCAGCAUGUAAAUAUGUGGUCUGGAUUUCGUAUAGUGGGUUAGGGAAUAGGAUAUUGACCUUAGCUUCCACGUUUCUGUAUGCUCUCCUCACGGAUCGCGUUCUAUUAGUUGAUCCUGGAGUUGAUAUGGUGGAUCUUUUUUGUGAACCAUUUCCACAUGUUUCAUGGUUUCUCCCUCCUGAUUUUCCUCUCAAUAGUCAAUUUCCUAAUUUGGGUCAGAAAUCUGAUCAGUGUUAUGGGAAAAUGCUGAAAAACAAAUCAAUCACAGACUCCAUGGUGGUGCCAUCUUUUCUCUACCUUCAUCUAGUCCAUGAUUACGAUGAUCAGGACAAACUUUUCUUCUGUGACGGAGACCAAACUUUUCUUCAGAAAGUACCAUGGUUAUUGGUGAAAACAGAUAAUUACUUUGUCCCAUCUCUAUUCUUGAUGCCAUCUUUUGAGCAGGAACUGAAUAAUCUCUUCCCAAACAAGGAAACAGUUUUUCAUUUCCUGGGUAGGUAUUUGUUCCACCCCACAAACAAAGUAUGGGGACUUGUUAGCAGAUACUAUCAAGCUUAUUUAGCUAAUGCUGAUCAAAGAGUAGGCAUCCAGAUAAGAGUGUUUGACUCUGAAACUGGUCCAUUUCAACAUGUAUUGGAUCAAAUCUUAGCUUGUACUUUGAAGGCGAAUCUUUUGUCUGAUGUUAACCGGGCCGGAAAUAUUGUUAAUUCAUCAGGAAAGCCAAAGUCAAAAGCUGUGCUGAUGACAUCCUUGAGCUCUGGUUAUUUUGAAAAAGUGAGAGACAUGUAUUGGGAAUAUCCAACUGUGACAGGAGAAAUUGUUGGCAUUUACCAACCAAGCCAUGAAGGGUAUCAACAAACAGAGAAGCAGUUGCACAACCAGAAAGCUUGGGCAGAAAUGUAUCUCUUGAGCUUGACCGAUGAGUUGGUAACAAGCUCUUGGUCUACUUUUGGCUACGUGUCACAGGGGCUCGGAGGUUUGAAACCGUGGAUACUGUACAAACCUGAGAAUAGAACAGCUCCUGAUCCUCCUUGUCAACGUGCCAUGUCGACGGAGCCAUGCUUCCAUGCUCCUCCCUUCUAUGAUUGUAAGGCUAAGAGAGGAAUUGAUACUGGUGCACUUGUUCCACAUGUAAGGCACUGUGAGGAUAUGAGCUGGGGUCUUAAGCUUGUAGACAAAUAUAGUUGGCAAUAACUAGCUAAGGUCAUGAGUGCUAUCACGAAUGUGUCAAAACUCGUUUACAAAUUUUGCAAAUUUGUUGUACGAUAGAAUUAGUUAUUGAUUUUAAAUUAUAUUAUUUCCUAUAGAAACCAUAAAAUAGAAAAUUUUCUCGCUGUCGUCACUAUUUUUCUGUUAUGCACUUACCAUCUAUGGGAAUGACUAUGAUAAC